Molecule: messenger RNA, 1164 nt
Organism: Medicago truncatula (barrel medic)
Lineage: Eukaryota; Viridiplantae; Streptophyta; Magnoliopsida; Fabales; Fabaceae
Product: lysine-specific demethylase JMJ706
Exons: 5
Coding region: 1-1164 (387 amino acids)
Biological process (GO): regulation of gene expression; chromatin remodeling
Cellular component (GO): chromatin; nucleus
Molecular function (GO): histone demethylase activity
Source: RefSeq, a predicted model, not a curated record
AUGUUUGCAUGGCAUGCAGAAGAUCAUUAUUUGUACAGCAUAAAUUACCAUCACUCAGGUGCAAAUAAAACUUGGUAUGGUGUGCCUGGUUCUGCAACCUCUCAAAUUGAAAAGACUGUCUUGGAUCAUGUUUAUUGCAACAAAGUCUUGAUAGAACAUGGAGAGAAUGGGGCAUUCCAAUUUCUUGCACAAAAAACAACCAUGUUCUCUCCUGAUGUCUUGUUAGAACAUAAUGUGCCGGUUUACAAGGCGGUGCAAAAGCUAGGAGAGUUUGUUAUCACCUUUCCAAAUUCAUAUCAUGCUGGAUUUAGUCAUGGUUUUAACUGUGGAGAAGCUGUAAACUUUGCUAUUGGUGAUUGGUUUCCACUUGGGGCUGAAGCUAGCAAACGUUAUUCACAUCUCAAAAUGGUACCUAUAAUUCCAUAUGAGGAACUUCUUUGUAAAGAAGCAUUGCUUAUCUACAACUCCUCAAAAGAUAGUGGUUACAAAAUCAAACCUGAAGACACAUCUUAUCGAGCUAUUGCACUGUCUUUCUUGCAUCUUAUUCAAUUUUAUAAGACAUCACUAUCGCGGUUCGACAGUUCGAUAAAGCUUUCAAGCUAUUCAAAUACAUCAUUAGGUUCUGUGACAUGCAGCCUCUGCAAUAGGGAUUGUUAUGUAGCUUUUUUGUUGUGCAGGAAAUGCUAUUCCGAUCCAAUUUGCCUUUUCCAUGAGAUUGUGCCACAAAAUUGUUUAUGUGGGAGAGAACAUACUGUUUUUAAGAGGAAUGACAUGUUGGAACUUGAAGAUGCUGCCAAAAGUUUUCAACAGGAAAAAGAAUGCAUCAACGCGUUAUCCUUAACAAAUAUAUUCUCCUAUAACAUUAAUGAAUGCGUCAAAGAACACAAGAAUAAAAAUUGGCGUGACGAAAAAAGUGCUAGAAGAACUGUUAACUCGCUAGGCGCAACAUCGAAACUGGGAACAAGAGUUGCGAACAACAUCAAGCACACUGUUGAAAAGAAUCAAAAGAAGCCAAAGAAUCGUUGUAGAAACAAUGUGUCUCCAUCAGUGAUGAGUACCAAAAGACAACGAGUCAUUUAUAACUUGAGAAAACAUGAAUCAGAACUGAUAAUCAAAGUUCCUGCAGUAUCUUCCCUUUUGGCGACAUCUGAAAAAUCAAAGUAA